Messenger RNA from Labrus mixtus (cuckoo wrasse), 7044 nucleotides. Its product is annotated as AP-3 complex subunit beta-2. Gene Ontology annotation, cellular component: membrane coat; AP-3 adaptor complex. The coding region runs from base 454 to 4005 and encodes 1183 amino acids. Lineage: Eukaryota; Metazoa; Chordata; Actinopteri; Labriformes; Labridae. The transcript is spliced from 28 exons. Gene Ontology annotation, biological process: intracellular protein transport; vesicle-mediated transport; anterograde synaptic vesicle transport. The record is from RefSeq and is a predicted model, not a curated record.
GAGUCGCGAGAAGAGAGGAGGCUUCAUGGCGAAUAAAACUCCACGCCCCUCUCUGUCGAGCAUCCAUUUACUGAGCAGCUGAUGCCUGCUGCCUCACUGGAUGCGUACAGACUCAGCAGUAAGAAGAAAACCUAUGGUGUACUGGGUCUCGUGUGGAUUUGGACAGAGUAUACAAAGAGUAUAUCAUUCUUGUCACCGUGGAGAAGACUAUUUGGAAGACACUGGAGCAUUUCUGAAGAGGUUUGUUGCAUCAUUUCAGCAAAAAUGAUCCACAUUGGAUGUAUUUAACCUCAAAGGAAAGGAGUAUUUAUACCUGAGGCGCCUCUCUGCUGUGGGAAAUCUAAAGAAUUGAUCCAGCUAAUUAACACAAAGGAUCAGUUUAAGAAAAGUGCUCUUUUUGCACUUAAUCCACCAGGGAUUCUACAGGUAUUUCCCCCAAGCCAAGUUGCAAGCAUGACCACCAUGCAGAGGCUGCUGCAGCUGCCGGUCAACGCAGUGAACAUUGUGAAGACGGUGCAGAGUCAGGUCCAGGGCCAGGAGGAGGACAAGAGCCCUGUGCUGACCCCUGACAACGCACAGCAUUCCUGGUACAGCGCCCUGCAACCUGACGAGCUGCGACACCUCCGAUCUGGAGGUUCAGGUGGUGGAGGAGGAGGGGGAGACCACGAGGAGCGAGCACCACUGGAAGACGGUGGUGGAGGUGGCAGUUUCCAGAGUCAACCUUUGCGACACGACGACUUGAAGGAGAUGCUGGACAGCAACAAAGACUCCCUGAAGCUGGAGGCAAUGAAGCGGAUUGUAGCUAUGAUUGCCCGGGGUAAAAAUGCAUCAGAUCUCUUCCCUGCUGUGGUGAAAAAUGUGGCGUGUAAGAACAUCGAGGUGAAGAAGCUGGUCUACGUUUACCUGGUGCGUUAUGCCGAGGAGCAGCAGGAUCUGGCUCUGCUGUCCAUUUCAACAUUUCAGCGAGGGUUGAAGGAUCCAAACCAGCUGAUCAGAGCCAGCGCUCUGCGAGUUCUCUCCAGCAUCAGAGUGACGAUCAUCGUGCCCAUCAUGAUGUUGGCCAUCAAAGAGGCGGCCUCCGAUAUGUCCCCAUACGUCAGAAAGACAGCUGCUCACGCCAUCCCUAAACUGUACAGUUUGGAUCCAGAACAGAAGGACCAGCUGAUUGAAGUCAUAGAGAAACUCCUCGCUGACAAAACUACGCUGGUGGCAGGAAGCGUUGUCAUGGCUUUUGAGGAGGUUUGUCCGGAGCGCAUCGACCUGAUCCACAAGAACUACAGGAAGUUGUGUAACCUCCUGAUUGACGUGGAGGAGUGGGGGCAGGUCGUCAUCAUCAACAUGCUGACCCGCUACGCCAGGACCCAGUUCUUAAACCCAAACAUGAAUGAGUCUCUGCUGGAGGAGGGCAGCGGCGGAGACAAGACCUUCUACGGCUCGGACGAAGAUGAGGACGAUGAGGAGGAAGAGAAAGAUAAGAAGGAAGAGGCUCAUGCCAUGGCCAAGAGGAAGCCGUACGUGAUGGAUCCAGACCACCGACUGCUGCUUAGGAACACCAAGCCGCUCCUGCAGAGUCGCAAUGCUGCUGUGGUGAUGGCUGUGGCUCAGCUGUAUUUUCAUCUUGCCCCAAAAGCAGAGGUUGGGGUGAUUGCCAAGGCCCUGGUCCGUCUCUUGAGGAGCCACAGUGAAGUCCAGUAUGUUGUUCUUCAAAACGUAGCAACAAUGACCAUUAAGAGACGGGGGAUGUUUGAACCGUACCUGAAGAGUUUCUACAUCCGCUCCACGGACCCAACUCAGAUAAAAGUCCUCAAGCUGGAGGUCCUCACCAAUCUGGCCAACGAGACAAACAUUUCCACCAUCCUCAGAGAGUUUCAGACAUACAUUAAGAGCAUGGAUAAAGAUUUUGUGGCCGCAACAAUCCAAGCAAUCGGCCGCUGUGCUACCAACAUCGGCGAGGUCAGAGACACAUGUCUGAAUGGCCUGGUGCAGCUGCUGUCUAACCGAGAUGAGUUGGUUGUAGCUGAGUCAGUGGUGGUUAUUAAGAAGCUGCUGCAGAUGCAGCCGGAGAAGCACAGCGACAUCAUAAAGCACAUGGCCAAACUAACGGACAACAUCCAGGUGCCGAUGGCGCGGGCCAGCAUCCUGUGGCUGAUUGGAGAAUACUGUGAACACGUACCCAAGAUCGCCCCGGAUGUCCUGAGGAAGAUGGCAAAGUCGUUCACCAAUGAAGAGGACAUCGUCAAGCUGCAGAUCAUAAAUUUGGCUGCCAAGCUUUAUUUAACCAACUCGAAACAGACUAAACUGUUGACGCAGUACGUUCUCAACUUGGCCAAGUAUGACCAGAACUACGACAUCCGUGAUCGGGCUCGCUUCAUCCGCCAGCUCAUUGUCCCGACAGAGAAGAGUGGAGCGCUCAGCAAGUACGCUAAGAAACUGUUCCUCGCCCUCAAACCUGCACCAGUGCUCGAGUCUCCAUUUAAAGAUCGAGACCACUUCCAGUUGGGGUCAUUGUCCCACUUGCUGAAUGCCAAGGCUGGCGGCUACCAGGAGUUGCCUGACUGGCCUGAAGCCGCCCCAGACCCCUCCGUGCGCAACGUGGAGGUGAAGGAGUCUGUUUUUACGCUGCUUGAAAGAGUCACAACCUUAACGAGUGUGCCUGAAUGGACCAAAUGCAGCAGCCGUGAGAAGAGGAAGGAGAAGAAGGUGGAGAAGCCGUUCUACUCGGACUCAGAGGGCGAGUCGGGGCCAACUGAGUCGGCUGACAGCGAGUCAGACUCGGCCAGCGGCUCGGAAAGUGGCAGCGGCAGCGAGGAGAGCGGUUCUGGAUCAGAGAGCGAAGAAAGCGAGGAGGGCUCUGAGUCUGAGGAGGAGGAGGAAGAUGAGGACGAAAAGGACAAGAAGAAGAAGAAAAAGCAAGAAUUAAAGAAGCCGGUGCAAGAGAGCGAAAGUGAGCAGAGCAGCGAAGAAGAGAGGAAGCACCAGAGGAAGAUGAAACAAUGCAAGAGCGACACAGAGUCUGAAUCUGAGGAGGAGGACAGCGAGUCUGAGAGCAGCCAUUCCGAGUCUGAAGACUCUGAGUCUGAGGUGGAAGUCAAAAAGAAAAAAAAGGCAGCUGAAUCUAAACCUCCUUCGAAGCCUGUCAAGAAAGAAAGCAAGAAGGAGAAGAAAGAAAUGUCUCUGCUUGACCUUGAUGAUUUUGAACCCACUCCAUCUCCUCAAGUCACACCCGUCAACACCUUCCUCUCUAACAGCCUUGUGACCGACCUGGAGGGAUUAUCUUUGUCUGACGCCGUUCUCUCGCCUGCAACCAUCGCUCCCUCCAGUGCACUGAAGAGCUACGAGCUGCUGCACCGGAUCACAGGGGAGGGCCUGUCAGUGGAGUACUGCUUCAGUCGACAGCCGUUCAGCCCCGACGCCAACAUGGUGGCGGUGCAGAUGCAGUUCACCAACAACGCCACCUCUGAAACUAAGAACCUGCACAUGGAGGACGUGAAGCUCCAGUCCGGGAUGAGGGUCAAAGAGUUUCCUGAGAUUGAGCUGCUGCCAGCAGGAGAGACGGCCACAGCUGUGAUGGGCAUCGAUUUCUGCGACUCAACACAAGCAGCAAACUUCCAGCUGUGCACUCACACCAGGAAAUUCUUCGUGUCGAUUCAGCCGCCCGUCGGGGAGCUGAUGAGGCCCGUCUUCCUGACGGAGAAUGAGUUUAAAAAAGAGCAAGGUCAGCUGAUGGGUAUGAAUGAAAUCACGGAGAAGCUAACCCUGGACGUGAAAUGUCGGAACGAGCACGCCAUCGUCCAGAGGGUGACCACCGCCGCCAACCUCAGCAGAGUGCCCUGUGGUUCUGACAAAGAGUGCAGGUUCGCUGGCAGGACGGUGAACAGCAGCAGCUUGGUGCUGGUCACCGUGGCGACCAAAGAGGAAGGAGCGGCCCAGCUGACAGUCAACUGUGAGAAAAUGGUGAUCGGCACCAUGCUGGUGAAGGACAUCCUGCUGGCUCUGACGCAGUGACCUCUCCGCGCCUUCAUCCCGACACGCCUUCCACCGUAUCGUCCAUCACACCUGUAGCAACUCCUCCCAACUCCUCUGACCAACCAGUGAGGGAAGUUUCCCGAAUGUUUAAGUCCAGUUUGUUGUUUUUUUUGUUCAAGAGCCCUCGACUUUUAGGAACGACUCUGAUAUUUACUGAAUGCCACAGCUGUAGUUUAUAUUGUUGACAAUCAGACGUGACUGAUAUUUGACGUGAUACAACCUCCUCCUUUAUUUACAUUUUUAGAGUUUUAGUAUUUUCAACAUCUUUUCCUUUGUUUCAUCUGAUUUAUUUAAGUCUAGAUAAUAACUGAACAAUACCAUGGAUUUGCACAUCUUUUGAGACUUCCACCCUCGACUUUCUUUUCAAAAGCGUAAACAUUUUUUCAUUUCAACUCAAUUUUGCGGCCUUUAUCAGCACACAGAGUACUGGAAGUUCGGAAGUGUUUUUAAGUUGCACGUUUCAACAAAAUAGUGCAGCAACAAGUGAUGAACAUAAGAAAUAGAGAGGUGUUAAGAUCAGAAGAAUUACUACUUUUGCAGUCUCUCACUUGGACAAUAAAUAUCGAGAUAAAUAAAUAAAAUUACCUAACAAUUAAAAAGAUAAAAACAAAAUAAAUAAAUGUAAACAUAAAACUCAAUGCUCACUUACUCCAUGUGCUUAUGAAGGUCAUGAGAUGCAGUUUUUGCUUUUACGCUUCAAAAUGAGGUUCCCAAGUAGGAAAAUGUUUUCCUUUUAAAAGAUGGAUGCAUACAUUUUUCAGUAAUUCUAAUUUUAUGCUUUUUACUUACAUGUAUUUAUACACGUAGAUGAUCAAAGUAAGACUUUGUAUACAUUAGGCAAACAUUCCCUGGAAAAAAAAAACAACGUCAUCACAACGAAGGCAAAGUAGACUUUAAGAUCAGUGUAGUCGAUUCUCAUCCAAUCAUUUGAAGUCAUCAGAGUACCUCAACGUAGCAUGAAGGUCAACUAAAAAAACAAAAACAACGACCUAUAAACUCAGUCAUUUCAUUCUGGCCCAAAAUAUCUUCAUGAUCAAUAACGGAACAAUCCUAGGAGUCAAAUGUUGACGUUUCCUAUCUGUCAUCGUGCUCAUGUUCAUUCUUAUAAGUGAAGCAUUUAUAAAAGAGUGAAGAUGUAAAAAUGUUAUUGUAUGUACUGCAUCAUGUAGUACAGUAUCCUAUAAGUAAGGCGUGUGUGAGCCUGUGUGUGUGCGUGUGUGUGCAUGAUGACACUGAAAAUCAACCUAGUAAACAUUAACUAUCAGUUUUGACUCGAUAUCGUCAUGAAAGGAGUCAUAACCAUCAGUCCACUGGACAAGAAGUGAGAAGUUAUUUGUCUCUGGUGACAGCUUAAAUAAGAUCUAUCAAUAAUUAACCCAGCUUAUAUUUAAUUGGAAUUUUGUUUCUGACCGACCAACCCACAAAUGUGAUUGAGCUGCUGUGCAAAAUGUAGAAGACAGAUGAAAGAAACACAACAUCUAAGGCCUCAACUAACAAAAUUACUUAUUUAGAUGAAAAAAAAAACAACUUUUCAGAAUCUUUUGCAACUUUUUAUUAGAAUCAAUAUCUGAUAUCAAUUCAGCUUCAGAAUCGUUUUCUGUCCACUGGCUUAUUGUUUUACAAAGUAAACAUUUCAUAAUUUGUCCUUUCAACAGCCUGACAUGUGUUUCAGUAGGAGUAGUUGGACAUUGUAGGAGUCAAAUGUGCUUUCUUGCUGAGAGUAAACGUCUGUACUGUAGGCUUUAGUAGGAAGCAGGUAAGCUUAGCGUAUAAAUGAUCUAUUUUUACACUUUGUUUUUGUAGCUAUUAAAAACAUAAAAUGGAAUUUAUUUAGCUUCAUAAAUGAGGAAUUUCGUUAUUAUUAUUUUUUUCUUUAGACAGAUUCAAGCUAGCUCAUGUAGCUAACGCAGCUAAUUAACCACACAGGUACAGGUGGUGUCAAUCUGCUGAUCAGACUGUCAGCAAGAAAGCAAAGAGGCUAGCGUAAAACUUAAAAUAUAAGCCCAUCUAAUCUGAGGCCCCACUUUUACUAGCCUGGAGUUGCCACAUGUUUUCACAAAUUAAGGCAGCUCUCAAUUCAAGGCCCCUUUGAUUUUAUUGAUUGUGCAGGACACAAAAAUAAAGAUGAACUACAACAUCUGUCCAAGAAAGGCAGAUUACUGCUCGUGUGCACACAGGCCGUGAGGCAGGUUUGCGUACUGCAGGCCCAGUUCAAGAAGAAAAUGACUUAGGGUGCAACUAAAAACAAAGGAAGUGCAGCUACAGUGACUGGCAACACUGGGAUUAAAGGCACUAAAGGAUUCAAAUGUUACUUUCCCUGCUAAACCUCUGACUGUAAACAUGCUCAUGACUUAUAUUUCCAUGGUAAAUCUACAUAAAAAUGAUUGUUUCCUUUCAUCACAGACAGGUUUCAGUUGGUAAGAUUUAUCUUAUAGUAACACUAUAGAUGAUAACUCAAGGACUGCUUAUGAUCACGUCGAACAUUUUCAAAUUGCGUGUUGCCUUCGUCUCACUCUAUUAGUCAUUCUCAUGCCUUUCUUUAAUAUUAUGAUUUAUGGCCAUGUGGCUCAUUUUUUUGUUACGUGUCCGGUGGCUGCAUGUUUCCUAUCUGUUCAUUUAUUUCUUCUAUUUUUUGUUUUGUUUUUUACUUUCAGAAAAUGUUACAGCUGUGUUGACCAAAGGAGUAUAUUAUAGUCAAGCUUCAUAAACAACGAGCAGCAGCAGCAGCAGCAGCAGCAUCAUUGUAGGCCUGUUAUGACCUUGUUGCAUUGUUUACAAUGAAACCUCUCACACUUAAAGUCUCCGCAGCAGGCCGUCAUGAAGAAUGUAAAGUUAGAAAUUCUACUUUUAAUGUUAUAAAAAAAAAAGGGUUAAAACUCUCCACUGGAAACAUGUUUUAUCUGCAUCUGCUUUCAAAUAUCCAAAGUAUGGUUUAUGAUACUCCGUGUGUGGUUGUGAAUUGUGGUUCUGAAGUAUUACAAGUUUAUUUAUUAUACAAAUAAAAAAUACAGAAACAUG